GACGAUUCAGAGACUGAAAAACCUGAGGCUGGUGACCUAAAGGAAUUCUCAGAAGUGGAGAAAAGAGAUCCUCAGGAGCUAGUUGCUUCUUUUUCAGAGAGAGUGCGGAACAUGUCUCCAGAUGAGAUCAAAAUCCCUCCUGAGCCUCCUGGCAGAUGUUCUAACCAGUUGCAGGAUAAAAUUCAAAAGCUGUAUGAGAGGAAAGUGAAAGAGGGCAUGGAUAUGAACUACAUCAUCCAGAGGAAAAAGGAGUUUCGCAACCCCAGCAUCUAUGAAAAGCUGAUCCAGUUUUGUUCCAUUGAUGAACUUGGUACAAAUUAUCCAAAGGACAUGUUUGACCCUCAUGGCUGGUCAGAGGAUUCGUAUUACGAGGCACUAGCCAAAGCCCAGAAGAUUGAAAUGGACAAACUGGAGAAGGCCAAGAAGGAACGCACAAAGAUUGAAUUUGUGACUGGCACUAAAAAGGGUACAACAACAAGCGCCACUUCUACAACCACCACAACAGCCAGUACCACUGUGGGAGAUGCCCAGAAGAGGAAGAGCAAGUGGGACUCUGCCAUCCCCGUAACAACGAUAGCUCAGCCCACCAUCCUCACCACCACUGCCACACUGCCAGGGGUUGUCACAGUGACAACCAGCGCGAGUGGAUCCAAAACCACGGUGAUAUCAGCUGUGGGCACCAUUGUGAAAAAGGCCAAGCAGUGACUGGUGUGCUGGGCCUGGAUUUUUGGACUUGUUUAUCAUUGAAGCCAUUGUUCUCAGAAGGGAGGGGUAGCUUUCGCCUUUGGUAAAGGAUGGCAAGAUUCUUUGGAGCAGACCACAGUUCCCCUUUGGAAGACUGGGGGCAGGAGCAGGAGCAGGCAUGCCAGCUGUGUGCCCACAGGAAUGGACCUCUGCCCACAAUGCCUCUGCCUUUGCUUGCUGUGGGAAGAACCAGCCUGUGUGUUGUGCUGGAGGAAGGUGGUAUCUGGAGUCAGCUUGUAAAAGUUCGCUUAUUAAUUACUGCAUUAGGGUCUUACCUACUUGCAAGUUUGGUUUAGGGGGCAAAAAAAAAUAAAAUAAAAGGGCAAGUAGUACA
Molecule: messenger RNA, 1078 nt
Organism: Manacus vitellinus (golden-collared manakin)
Lineage: Eukaryota; Metazoa; Chordata; Aves; Passeriformes; Pipridae
Gene: SAP30BP
Product: SAP30 binding protein
Exons: 9
Coding region: 112-705 (197 amino acids)
Biological process (GO): regulation of DNA-templated transcription
Cellular component (GO): nucleus
Source: RefSeq, a predicted model, not a curated record